ACAAUUUACAACAAACACUAGUAAGGUAGCGGGUUUAGCGGUGAGCAGUUGGUUCCGAUGAAUGGGUUGGCGAGCGAACCGCAUUUCGGUACCCAUAACCCAUAAAGCCAAAGUCACAAAACAACUAAUUAGUACUUUAGUAGGUCUGAGUCAUUGACUUGCGUAUACGUUCUUUGUGAAUCCUUCGAUGGUUUGUGAUCAAUGUGCUAAAGUAGGUGAUGGUACCCAUGGCAAGCAUGGGUGGCUGAAUGGUGGAAACUUAACUUAGUAGAACGAAUACCGAUAGUAGAUGAUCAUUUAGCUGCUGCACUUUGAACAGAAAAUUAUACAGGGUGAUUUAUUCAAAUUCGGGCUUCCAUCGGAUAGUACCAAAGUUAUUUGGAUCGGAGCCUUGAAGCACAGCCAGUACCAAAAGUGACAAUCACGUAAAAUGCGCUCUAAUAUGCUGACCUGGAAGUUAGCAAGCGGAAAUCUGAUAAGAAAAUAAGUAAACUAGCCAAAAUGGAUCCUGGAAUCGUAUGUUUCCAGCAUUGCGGCCCCAAAGUGUUUUGCUUCCUACUGCCCCAGACUUGCCCAGUAUGCGGGGAGGACUUGGGAGCAGCCAAUUUCUCCCUGCUUCCCUUCAGAGUUCCUUAUCCAUUUAUUCGAGCCUCCCAGUACCCAUGUGCGGUAGUAAUCAAGCCAACAACAGGGGACUUUUUAAACGAUUACUACAACUCAAUGGACCUGCAUAUCGGUGUCACGACAUCCACCGGUACCAUCGUUGAAUUCGACAAACAAGGCCUAAGAAAACAUCGAUCAAACCAUUGGAAUCAGUGUUUGCUGCUCGACCAGGUCACUUUGCCUUGGAGAGAACACUGGGACACCACCUUGUGGCAGGUAUGCAAGCAGAAAUGCUGGUCAGCGAAAACAUACAGUGAAGACAACCAUAACUGCUACAGCUUCGUGCUGACCUUCCUAGUUACGUUAAUGUACAGAAACUUGAGCGAAGCUGCCCGGAACCGGACAAUGUUUUGCGAAAAAUUCAUCGUGCCCAGAACGACGGCGGCAGGAAAAUACAUUUCCUUGUACAGGAAACUCAAGGAGUUCGGCUUCUACGUUCACAGGCAUCAAUGAUUCUCUGGGCAGCUAGCUGGAAGCUUUGCAGCUGAAUUAGACCAAAGUUUUAGUAGUUUUUUAGUUUUAGCUAAAUAAAAAUGUUAUGAUUGCAA
Molecule: messenger RNA, 1211 nt
Organism: Dendroctonus ponderosae (mountain pine beetle)
Lineage: Eukaryota; Metazoa; Arthropoda; Insecta; Coleoptera; Curculionidae
Product: MKRN2 opposite strand protein
Exons: 7
Coding region: 502-1116 (204 amino acids)
Source: RefSeq, a predicted model, not a curated record